Capsaspora owczarzaki ATCC 30864 is the source of this 1098-nucleotide messenger RNA. RefSeq names its product nucleic acid-binding protein. Gene Ontology annotation, cellular component: nucleolus. Gene Ontology annotation, biological process: rRNA processing; negative regulation of transcription by RNA polymerase II. The transcript is spliced from 2 exons. Gene Ontology annotation, molecular function: DNA binding. NCBI's taxonomy places the organism in Eukaryota, Filasterea, Ministeriida, Capsasporidae. The coding region runs from base 1 to 1098 and encodes 365 amino acids. The record is from RefSeq and is a predicted model, not a curated record.
AUGCAAAAGGUCGUCAAGAAGCCCAAGGCAGAGCAGCACUCGUACCGCUGCAGACAGUUCUACAGCUUCUCGUGCAUCGAUUGCGGUAAUUCGUUUGGUCACGGCGAGUUCCAGUCGCACGUCUCGUGCAUUAGCGAGCAGGAAAAGCACCAAAAGUCGCUCUACAAGGGCCCCAAGGCAAACCCGACAGUCCCAAAGUCGGCCCAGCAGUCAGAAAACACUGCCAACAAUGCAGUGGCACCAAUGGACACCGCGGCGGUGCCAUCACAGGCCGCAAAGAAGCAAGAAUCCGCGGAGAAGAAGCCGGUCGCUUCGAAACAAGAACCAGCCGCCGCUGCCGACAACAAGGAUAAGAAGUCCAAGAGCGAUAAAAAGGACAAGGAUGCUGCCAAGCAGCAAAAGAACGAGCCAAAGGAAACGUCCGACAAGACCAAGGCCUCCUCAAAGCGAUCGCACACCGAAGUCGAAUCAUCCGACGAUGCCGUGGAGGCUGCUGCGGCCGCAGAAAAGCCCAAGAAGCGAGCUGCAGACUCUGACGACAGCGAUUCUGACGACAACGACGAGUCUACCAGUCAAAAGAAGUCCACCAGCAGCAGCAAGGCACAGAGCAAGUCGAGCGAAGUCGACUCGCGCAAAAAGUCGCGCGUGGAGGAGCCAACGGAGACUCCAGCAGCGUCCAGCGAUGUUGGAAUUGCCGCCAGGGCAAAUGCACUGCUGAUGGACGCGAGCGACACAAAGACGACCGUCGCCGCGCUCGACAAGGUGCGCGCCAAAAGCAGCUCGUCAUCCUCCAAGCGCCCUGUGCCUCUCCCUCACGGACUGGCCUACGACUUCCGACGAGCCAUCAUCUGUGUUCUCCUUCACUCGCAAGAGCACACUCGCCCGCGCAAGGAGUUGAAGCGAAUCGUGAUUGACAUGGCACUCGCAACAUUCCCCGACGAUGUCAACCCGCGGAAGCGCGAGGGCGUGUCUGUCCGUGGCACGUUCACUGGCCUGACGAUGGACGAUGUGGAAAAGACCUAUCGCAGCGUUCUUCGCUCAAUGAAGCGCGUUGAGGUCGACAAAGAGAAGGAGGUCAAGCUGCGUCUGCCCAAGUAG